AUGCUGAGCAAAUCUUGCAGACUCGCUUCGAUUCUUAACCUUGCAUUGCUGGCCUCUGCUGCCCAGCCACAUUCCCAUCACGUGGAGGUCACAUCUCAGGGGCUCUUACGUGCGGACGAGAAGCUGCAACCAAAGCCUCGGCUCGCCACAUGCGCCGGCCGCAAAUUGGACUGUGCUGGAGCCGAUGAUCCAUGUGCUCAAGCCACAGAUUGCAAUGCACAUCAUGCAUGUACUGGUUCUGGGCAUCGAAACUGCAUGAAAAACACAGAGCUGUCAGGACCCGUGUGCGCGACCAACAUGGAUGGCUGCGUACCUGCAUGCAAGGGCAAGGUAUCUUCCAGUGCUGCUGAUUGUCGCAGCUUGCCAGAAGGCACGAAGUGCAGCAGCAGCUACGUUGUAAUUGAGAAUGUUGCUACUCAAUGCUUUGCCACCCUUGGCCAUAACGACGAGGAAAUUGAGUGUGAGAAUGGGUCCCCUUGCGGAGAUGAGGAACGAGAGAAUCCAUACACAGGCACAGAUGGGCGGCAUCGCAGUUGGAUGCAUCGCAGCAAGAAUUUUGAUGACUACGAACAUAUAUAUAUAUACAACUCACUAAGGGGUGCAACCCCAAACCCAACUUUCUGGUCUAUUCAUGAAGUUGCAUUGUCCAACCUCGCGUGA
Molecule: messenger RNA, 660 nt
Organism: Durusdinium trenchii
Lineage: Eukaryota; Dinophyceae; Suessiales; Symbiodiniaceae
Source: the annotation of a GenBank genome assembly